AUGAGGGAGUCAGGUUUUCUUCCUCCCCCUCAUGAACCAAAUGUGGAUGAAACACAAAAUCCAAACAACACAAUGCUAGAACCAACAACAGAUGUCAACGAAAAUACUCCUAAUAAAAAUCCUGAGCAAUUGAAUGAAAAUGUUGCAGAAAGUUCUCAAAAACCAAUUGACGAUGCUCCCAUUUUGCAAUCUCAAACACAAUUAAAUGAAGAGGAAGAAGAAGCUGGAUGUAUUUGCUCUAUUUGUAUGGAAGAACUUCAUGAUCCGGUUUCAACUCCAUGUGGGCACGUCUUUUGUCGUAGAUGCAUCGAAGAGUGGCUUCUACGCUCCGAUGUUUGUCCUUACUGUAAUACACCAAAAAUGGAUAAAAAUUCACUCCUUCCUAUACUUGAUCAAGGGCAUGUUGAAGAUCGCCCAGAUCCGGAUAAUUCAUUAAAGAAUAAUCGGUGGUAUCAUAAAAUGUUCAGAUUAAAGUUAACUUUAUCGAACAUUAAAUUCCCUCUUGCUCUUCUUAUUUUUCUGAUAAUACUAUUUGUUGACUAA
Trichomonas vaginalis G3 is the source of this 543-nucleotide messenger RNA. Its product is annotated as ER-associated misfolded protein catabolic process. The record is from RefSeq and is a predicted model, not a curated record. The transcript has a single exon. Lineage: Eukaryota; Parabasalia; Trichomonadida; Trichomonadidae. Bases 1 to 543 code for a protein of 180 amino acids.